This is a messenger RNA of Psylliodes chrysocephalus, 1003 nucleotides long. The record is from the annotation of a GenBank genome assembly. Lineage: Eukaryota; Metazoa; Arthropoda; Insecta; Coleoptera; Chrysomelidae.
ACCUAACCUAUAAAACCAUAACUAUCCUUCCUAAAGUAUUAACGUUGUCUCUGAUUUCAUUUAAUUAAUAACAAAAAAAAGACAUCUGAAAUAAAAAUAUGGAAGGUAAAUCAUGUUUAUUAAAUUUCAUUAUAAGUUUUUGUAUGUAAAUAUAUUUUUAGAAAUGAAUGAAUUUAUAAUAUUAAAUUCAACUAAUUCAAGAACACUGGCUGAGGAUGAGUUAGUGCAAAAUGGAAUAAUUCAGUUCUCAGAGUCUCUACCCUCUUCAUCAAAAAGUGUAAAUACACCAACUAUUGCUAUUUGGACACAUAACCAAACAUUAAAAUUAAUAGACUUAUACAAACUUUACCGGAAGAAAGUUGGAACUCUAGAGUUACGCACUUUAAAAAAAAUGUGGGAGGCAAUUUGCAGUGAUAUGAACGGUAUUUUUAAAAGUAAUUUUUUGCCCUCUCAUUGUGAGAACAAAUGGAGGGUAAUUGAAAGAAACUAUAAGAAGUACAUAGACUCCACAAAACAAACUGGUGGAGGUAGAAAAGUCUUCGAGUACUUCAAAGAAAUGGAUGAAAUCUUUGGAAAAAAAAGCAACAUACGUCCAGAACUUCUGCUAUCUUCGAAUACCAUUUCACACCAAGAUAAGGAGAACAAUCUUCCACCAACUGAAAACAGCGAAACACCUGCUGCCGAAAAUGCCAAACAUAAAAUUGAACCAAUAACAUCUCCAAAACAUCCAAAAAGAAGAAGAACUAUAAUUCAAGAAAAAAAAUCAGUAUUGGAAGUAAUGAGGAUGGAUAAAAAGGAAUAUUACGGGAAAAUAUUAGACCUAGAAAAAGAAAAAUUGGCAUUUAAAAAAGAAAAAUUGCAAAAGAAAUUGGACAUUGAAAUUAAAAAACUUGAAGCCAAAGAAAAAGAAACAAGUGCCUAUAAAGAUAGAAAUGAUAUUAUGAAAGUAUUUUUAGAAAAAAACAUUAAGGUCAAUUUUGAAACUGAUGAAGACAUUUUAUAA